Symsagittifera roscoffensis is the source of this 5142-nucleotide messenger RNA. RefSeq names its product multidrug resistance-associated protein 1-like. The record is from RefSeq and is a predicted model, not a curated record. Gene Ontology annotation, molecular function: ATP hydrolysis activity; ATP binding; ABC-type transporter activity. NCBI's taxonomy places the organism in Eukaryota, Metazoa, Xenacoelomorpha, Acoela, Convolutidae. The transcript is spliced from 6 exons. Gene Ontology annotation, cellular component: membrane. The coding region runs from base 156 to 5027 and encodes 1623 amino acids. Gene Ontology annotation, biological process: transmembrane transport.
CUGGUUUGACGAUGACCUAACCAUUAAUUCACAUUAUUGAUUGUCAUCUCUGCAACUAAACUUACAGCGCACGUAUUAAACCCAAAUACAUAUCAAUAUAUUGGGCUAAACAACGUAUUCGAAAAGACGCAGGAUUUGGACAAAACCGCCCCAAAAUGCUGGGUUUGGAGUCGGAUCGAAUUUUCACCGACCCUCGAGUCGUGUUUGAAGUUUUGUCGGACGAUAACGACUCGUCUUUUAUGUCGGAGUUCUGUGGCGGGAAGUUUUUUGACGUGAGUUUACUAAACGGUGACUGGCCUCAAUUUACGCCAUGUUUUCAAGCUACAAUUCUUAUGUGGGCUCCCCCAUUUAUGCUGCUGUUGUUCCUGAUACCCUACUUAUACGGAACCUUUACUGGGGUUCAAAAGUACAAGACUAUAAAACCCUCUUGGAUGUACUACUCUAAACUAAUUCUAAGUGUGGUUCUGGCUCUAAUAGCUUUUUCGGACUCUGGACAAGCUGGGGAUCCUUUGCACAACUACCAGGCGUACAUCAUCGGUCCCCUGAUUCGAGGAGCUGCAUUCUUGGUCACAUGUUUUAUCAUUGAGCUGGACAGGUGCUAUGGAAGACAUAACAACGGAUACCUUUGCGUGUUUUGGUUGAUACAAGUCUUCAGUGGGAUCAUCCCGUUUUACUCCGAGGCAAAACAACAGGCCUUCAGUGAUUACUGGCAUGUAUCUUUUUACAUACAGUUCUCUCUCUGGUGUGUCCAACUGGUUCUCAGUAAUUUCGCCGAAAAGAUGGAAGUUCUGCCUGAAAUGGUGUCGGAAAAGCAUCCAGUACCAUGUCCGGUCAACUUCGCACCAUUUUUCUGUUAUACCACUUUUCAAUGGCUGGAUCUUUUGAUGUGGAGGGGCUGGAAAAAGUACGUCACUGAAGAAGAUUUGUGGGAGAUCAACCCGGAAAAUAAAGUCGACCCUCUUUACAGCAGAUUCAACCAACUUUACCAAAAGGAAAAAGCGAAACAAGAGAAGAAACGAAAAGUUUGGGAGGCGCGUGAAAACAUCAACAACACAUCGAGCGAGUUCGGAACUUUUACAGGUCAAAACAACGGCUACAUGCAUUUGCAGGACGAUACGACGGAAGCAUCGCACCGAUCCGAGCGAGGUGUUUUCGGCAACAUUCAGUUCCUUCUAAACCGACGUAAAGUCGCCGACCCCAAACUUAAGUUCCGACCUUCCGUAUUUGUUGUUCUAGUCAAACAAUUCGGCCCUGAAUUGUUGAAAGCCUGGUCGUGUAAGUUCUGCUACGAUUGUUUGCAGUUCUGUAAUCCUCAAGUUCUGAACUUACUUAUUGAUUUCACAAGUGACGACAGUCAGCCUAUUUGGAAAGGUUUGAUUUACAGUGUUGCGUUUUUAAUGAUAGCCGUAUUCUCAUCCCAGUUUUUCCAUCAACUUUUCUUUAUCGGAAUGACAGUUGGUAUGAAUAUGAAGUCUGCGAUUAUUGCCGCUGUGUACAGGAAGUCGUUGGUUAUCAGCAACGAAGCCAAAAGGUCAUCAACUGUCGGAGAAAUUGUGAAUUUGAUGGCUAUUGAUUCAGAUCGAGUGAACCUUGCCAUAGGGUAUCUUUGGGUUAUCUGGUCCGCUCCGUUCCAGAUAGUCCUGGCCCUGAUAUUCCUCUGGUUCCAAGUGGAGUGGGCAGUCUUUGGCGGAAUCGCUGUCAUCAUGAUCUCAUUCCCUGUCAACUUUUUCCUGGCGAAACUUCAGCGGUCUCUCCAAGUUGGUCAGCUUAAGUUCAAAGACAAACGUAUUAGACAAAUGGGAGAAAUUCUGAACGGAAUCAAAGUAAUCAAACUAUACGCCUGGGAGAUUCCGUUCCUGAAACGAAUCUUCGGAACCCGAACGAGCGAAGUCGGAUAUUUGUACAAAGCUGCGUAUCUCAACGGUGUGAACACCUUCACAUUUACCUUGAUGCCUUUUCUCGUUUCAAUAGUUACUUUCAUGGUUUACGUGUACGGCCUCGGAAAACCUCUGACCUCAAGUAAAGCUUUCGUGACUCUCGCUCUCUUUAACAUUUUAAGAGCGCCUCUAAACAUGCUGCCUAUGUUGAUCGCCUUUUUAGUACAGGCCUCAGUUUCGCUGGACCGAAUCUCGAAGUUUUUGGAUAACUCGGAGAUCGAUACCACUGCCAUUGAACAAAAUCCAGAUGACGAGUACCCUCUAAAAAUGACAAACUGUGACAUGACUUGGGUCAACGAGCCGGAAUCGAACGGCGAAAUCCCCAGAACCUUGACUGACAUCAACUUCAAAGUCAAAACCGGAUCUCUCACAGCUGUAGUAGGAUCUGUAGGUUCUGGCAAGAGUUCUCUCAUCUCUGGGUUCCUCGGAGACCUUGCGAAGCUUAAGGGAACCAUCAACGUCUACGGUGAUCUCGCCUACGUCUCGCAGCAGGCGUGGAUCCAAAACUUGACCUUGAGACAAAAUAUCUUGUUCGGAAAACGGUUCCGAGAGGAGAAGUACCGAAAAGUAGUGGAGGCUUGCGCUUUGAAACCCGACUUGGAAAUUUUACCGGGCGGUGAUCAAACUGAAAUCGGAGAAAAAGGAAUCAAUUUAAGUGGUGGUCAAAAACAAAGAGUAAAUAUCGCACGAGCAGUGUAUCAAAACAGUGACAUUUACUUGUUCGACGACCCCCUGAGCGCUGUGGACGCUCAUGUUGGCAAACAUCUUUUUGACAAAGUGGUCGGACCCUACGGAAUACUACAGAGCAAAACUAGAGUUCUAGUAACUCAUGGUCUAGCCUUUCUAAAACAUGUGGAUCAUGUUGUGUUUAUGAAAAAUGGAAAAAUUGAAGCGCAAGGCCAAUUUUUGGAUCUAGUCGAGGAAUGUGCACCAUUUCAGGAGUUCAUAAAGUCAGCUAAUUUGUCGGACGACGAUAAGAAUAGUCUAAAUAUCGAUGAUCUUUCUUCGAACGAGGAACGAAGACACUCGUUCACGCCUUCAAUGGCGUCUGAUACAUCUGAUAUUGGAGUUACGAAGCCCGAAAUGUUCAAAGCCGAAUACAGCAAGAAACUGAGAAAGCGUCGGCCAAGUGCGACAAUUUCGAUUUUCGACGAAGAGAUGAACCACGAUGCUGAUUUGAAAGACGUGGCUGCGAUGGAGAAAGAGAAAAAGAAGGAGGACGAGGGGCGCUUGACCGAAAAGGAGGUGGCAGAAGAAGGAAACAUAAAACUGUCCAUUUUCGUGAACUACGUCAAAUCGAUCGGAAUACCCGCAUUUUGCGUGGCGUUUACCCUAUUCAUUCUCUAUCAAGUAGCAAAUGUUUUUGCCCAGAUCUGGCUGUCAUCUUGGAGCGAUUGGACCGACAACCAAUUAUCAGCUAAUUUGAGCACAACAGGAGCAAAACUAAACGAGUACACCAUAAUAUAUGGAGCUGCAGGCUUAUGUCAAACUGGAUUUAUUCUUGGCUAUGCUCUGACCUUUUGCGUGGCUCUUGUGUCGGCUUCUGUGAAACUUCACGCGACACUUUUGAACAACAUUAUGAGGUGUCCGAUGUCCUUUUUCGACGCAGUUCCAAGCGGCAGAAUCAUGAACCGGUUUUCUAAAGAUGUCGAAACGACAGAUAAUACACUGCCUCAAUCCGUGCGGCAAUUUGUCAUGACUAUGUUCACAGUUUUGCAGACAUUUAUUGUAAUAACAUACACCACUCCGAUUUUCCUGGUGUUUUUGAUCCCGUUGACGUUUGUCUACUACUUCGUGCAGAGGUUCUAUGUCAGGACCUCGCGACAACUGAAACGAGUCGAGUCCACGACUAGAUCUCCUAUCUUCAACCACUUCUCGGAAACUCUUACAGGAACUUCCGUGGUGCGCGCGUACCAAGCGGAGGACCGCUUCAUCCAAGAAAACUCGCAGCGAGUGAAUGAGAACAACAUCUACUACUUCUCAGGAACAGUUGUUGCCGCCAGGUGGCUCGGAAUCCGACUCGAGUUCCUCGGGGCUCUGAUCGUGUUCGCCGCUUCUCUCCUCGCUGUGUUGAGUCGGGACGACUUGCAGUCGGGUCUGGUGGGAUUGGCUGUCAGCUCCAGUCUCAGUGUCACUGGUGCUCUGAAUUGGAGUGUGCGUAUGAUGUCUGACCUGGAGACGUACAUAGUGAGUGUGGAGAGGGUUAGAGAGUACAGUGAAUUAGAGAGUGAGGCUGAUUGGGAGACGAGAGAGAUCGAGAGGAGGCCGGAGCCAGAAUGGCCGACAGAGGGAAAGGUCGUCUUCAAACACUACUCCACCAGAUACCGAGCGGACCUUGACUUGGUGCUGAAAGGAAUUUCUUUCUCAAUAACACCCGGGGAAAAGGUUGGCAUUGUCGGAAGAACCGGUGCUGGUAAGAGCUCUCUUACCCUGGCUCUUUUCCGAAUCAUAGAACCCGCUGGAGGCGCAAUCGAAAUAGACGGCAUCAGCAUCGCCGAACUUGGCCUGCACGACUUGAGGCCGAAGUUGACAAUUCUCCCGCAGGACCCGGUGCUGUUCUCGGGAUCUCUGCGCGACAACAUCGACCCGUUCGGACAUUACAAUGACACUCAAAUAUGGGACAGUUUGAAAAACGCUCAUUUGCAAGAAUCAAUUUCGAAGAUUGAGGCUGGACUGGAUUAUGACGUAGGGGAGGGGGGAAUGAAUUUGAGUGUUGGCCAGAGACAAUUGGUUUGUCUGGCCAGAGCUCUGCUGCACAAAACCCUAAUUCUGAUCCUGGACGAAGCGACUGCUGCUGUCGAUUUGCAGACCGAUUCUCUCAUCCAGGACACAAUACGAGAAGAGUUUAAGGAGUGCACUGUUUUGACAAUCGCCCACAGACUGAACACAAUUCUGGACUAUGACCGAGUGAUGGUUUUAAGCGAUGGACUAAUCAAAGAGUUCGACAACCCACAGAAACUCAUGGCAGAUCCCAACUCCCAGUUUCACAGUAUGGCUCUGGACGCAGGAUUGCUCUCGAAUCAGCAGGGAGGCUCCGGUACCAGGACUCCGGAAUCUACUUCGACGCCCGAAGAACGUUUGUCGUCUUAACCAGGCGACUACAUUGCCAGUUUGAUUGUGUGCAUUCUUUCGUUCUUGUUUGCGUAUUUACAAGUUGACGUAGAAAAAGUUGAUUAUUUAGAAGGUAUUUUCUGUAAAUUUCGAU